Arvicanthis niloticus (Nile rat) is the source of this 4023-nucleotide messenger RNA. It is a transcript of the gene Napepld, whose product is annotated as N-acyl phosphatidylethanolamine phospholipase D. Gene Ontology annotation, molecular function: zinc ion binding; N-acylphosphatidylethanolamine-specific phospholipase D activity. Gene Ontology annotation, biological process: N-acylethanolamine metabolic process; N-acylphosphatidylethanolamine metabolic process. NCBI's taxonomy places the organism in Eukaryota, Metazoa, Chordata, Mammalia, Rodentia, Muridae. The record is from RefSeq and is a predicted model, not a curated record. Gene Ontology annotation, cellular component: membrane-bounded organelle; cytoplasm.
AUAGAAAUCUAUAAUUAGUGUCUUUGUAACUGGGCUCUUUAGUCAAAGACCGUCAGUGCUGUUUUACAUAGUGGGCCGCGGCGGGCACAUUGGUCAACCAGAUUCUUCUGGGGUUAGCAACUGUCUCUGGUGUCCAGGGAUGAGCUCACGUGACUUGGAAUGCUCGGAGCCAAUCUGGUCGGAGGGCUGUACAAUCUCAGUUCGACCGGCUACGCGGACUUUACCAAGAUGGCCUCCAGGCCUCUGCGCCUCAGUCCGCGGGGGCAGCCAUCUUGGUAAAGGCCAGGCAGCGGGUGGCGCGGCGUGUGACCGCGCUGCAGCCGGGGACCGCAUGGUCAGACACGACCGCCACCAAAGAUGGGAAGGCGGCGCGCGUUGAGGCGCUGCGUGCAGCUGUUAGUGUCCUCAGCGGAGCUGGGGUGGCGGGGCCGAGAGAGGAGGGACGCGGGCGUACAGCGUGGCGACACCCGCCGGGGCUCCGGUGCAGGUGGGCCCGCGGCGCCGAGGCCCUCAGGGAAGGGGACGCGUCGCAGCGCGCGUCCGCCGGCCAUCACCGCAAGCUUCUCACCUAAGGAUAUGGAUGAAAACGAGAACAGCCAGUCUCCAGCGCCAAGCUAUCAGUAUCCAAAAGAAACACUGAGGAAGCGUCAGAACUCAGUGCAGAAUUCAGGAGGAAGUGUGUCUUCUCGGUUCUCCAGGAAAAGCUUCAAGCUGGAUUACAGACUAGAGGAGGAUGUAACUAAAUCGAAGAGAGGAAAAGACGGGAGAUUUGUUAACCCAUGGCCAACAUGGAAAAGCAUCUCUGUCCCAAAUGUGCUCAGAUGGCUGAUAAUGGAGAAGGAUCACAGCGGUGUUCCAGGUUCCAAAGAGGAACUUGACAAAGAACUCCCAGUACUUAAGCCAUAUUUUAUCAGUGACCCCGAAGAUGCUGGAGUGAGAGAGGCUGGCUUACGAGUCACGUGGUUGGGACACGCAACACUGAUGGUGGAAAUGGAUGAGCUCAUCUUCCUCACGGAUCCCAUGUUCAGCUCUCGCGCCUCUCCCUCGCAGUACGUGGGUCCGAAGCGGUUUCGCCGUCCCCCGUGUACAAUAAGAGAACUCCCCCCAAUAGAUGCUGUCCUCAUCAGUCACAACCACUAUGACCAUCUGGACUACGGCUCAGUCCUCGCGUUGAAUGAGCGGUUCGGCAGCGAUCUGAGAUGGUUUGUGCCGCUGGGCCUUCUUGACUGGAUGCAGAAAUGUGGCUGUGAGAACGUGAUUGAGCUGGACUGGUGGGAGGAGAAUUGUGUUCCUGGCCAUGAUAAGGUCACCUUCGUCUUCACGCCUUCCCAACACUGGUGUAAAAGGACCCUCUUGGACGACAACAAGGUUCUAUGGGGCAGCUGGUCUGUGCUAGGGCCUUGGAAUCGGUUUUUCUUUGCUGGCGAUACUGGCUACUGCCCUGCUUUUGAAGAGAUUGGGAAAAGGUUUGGUCCUUUUGACCUUGCAGCUGUUCCCAUCGGAGCUUAUGAACCAAGAUGGUUUAUGAAAUACCAGCAUGCUGACCCAGAAGAUGCUGUAAGGAUUCACAUUGACGUUCAAACAAAGAGAUCUGUGGCAAUUCACUGGGGGACUUUUGCCUUGGCUAAUGAGCAUUACUUAGAGCCACCACUGAGACUGAAUGAAGCUCUAGAAAGAUAUGGACUUUCUUGUGAGGAUUUCUUCGUCCUGAAGCACGGAGAGUCGCGGUACUUGAAUACUGAUGACAAGGCUUUUGAAUAAACAUGAAAAUAGGAAUUUCCAUGACAACAAAUGAAAAGACUAAGAAAUUCACAAAUAUUAUGACAAUUUUCACAAGGAAACAAUUUCUGCAAGUGUGUAUUUUGUUUUGUAUUAUAACUUGCCAAUUAAUAAGACUCACUUACAUAAACUGUGGAAGUUUCGGGAUGGGUUAUUUAAGAAACUGCCAAUAUAGAUUUUUAAAAAACUCAUACCAAUGAUACAAACAUUGCAAAAUAUUAUUUUUUAUCAAAACACUAUGUUUUAGUGGCACUAAAAUUUCUGAGGUUGUGAAAAACUGAUGUUAAAGUUCCAUUUUUCUAUUCAGGGCUUUCUACAAAGGAGAGUCAAGCUUACCUACCUAGAUCACACACACACACACACACACACACACACACACACACACACAGACACACCUUUCUUAUAGUCAUAUGAUGAUAAGCUUGACCUCCACACGGUGAUUAACUGCUGGCCAUGGAGAUGUAUGCCUGCAGUCCAGCAUUCCAAAGGAUAAGGCAGACAGGUGACAAGUUCAAGGCCAACUAGAGCUACAAGUGAGAGAAGACAUUAGCUUACAUGCCAAAUGUUAAGUGAUUUUAUUUUGUUAAGCAUAAGAACAUAGGUGUUUGGGCUAAAUUUAUUGUUUUUUAAAGUAGAUUUUUUUUUAUUGUGCUCAAAUAUACAUUGCAUAAAAUUAUCAUUUUUACUAUGAAAAGAAGCUCUUUGACAUCAAGUGUUCACAUUUGUGUGCCGCCGUGAGCAUCGUGUACUUACAUUUCUAAGAGGGCAUCAUCUACCCAGCUGCACUUCCCAGAUUCAAAGUGGAUGGGCAGAGAAGGGAAGAGUGGGUUUUGAGACUUGGGGCAAGUCUUUAAUUUCAAAGGCAGACUUUCUGCCAAGGACAACUGUAACUAAAGUAUCUCCCAAAGGAGAGAAUGGAGCGCCUAGAUGUGAACACACCAUGCACUGGAAUUGUUCUUUUUCUGCUUUCUCUAUCCUGGUGUCAGCUCUAACCCCAUAUAUGUCGGUAAGAUUUAGGAGCAUGUUUUACAUGACUUGGAUGUGGUAUUUUUACAUUAAAUGACAUAUAAGCACAAUUGUGCCUUUUAGUAAGCCAUUGUGAAAUGUCAGUAGCUAUUUUCCUUUUAAGAUUGUGGGUAUCUGCUGGCCAGAGUCUUUGUCCCAGUACACCUCUGUAUUCACAGGUUUGUUAUGAACCUUAAGGAAGUGAGCUGCCGGGGUAUUAGUGAAGGUACAUUCUGCUUCUGCUUUCUAGAACCAUGGUACAAAACAUAGCAAAUUUUAUAUAUAUAUCAAAUAUUAUAUAGGGAGUACUCAGUAAUUUGAUGCAUUUGCAAGGGUGAUGCAUGUCACCUUGGCCUCUCAUCAGAAUUUCCUCCAUUCAAUCAUGGACUUAAUUACCCCCAAACAAGUAGCUUAUAUUCAGACCCAAUAUCACCAUGUACAAGAGGACAAUGUUAACCUACCUCCAGGCAGAGAAUCAUUGUUUUUAAAGCACUUUAGAAACCUAAGGGAGAAAACUUAAGAUAUCACUCUGAUGCAGACAGGCACAGCUGAAGAGCAAUACUUCCCAUGAUGCAUUGUUUCUGCCCAGACACCAAACUGGAGGCUGACACCUCACCCACUUGUGACUUUAGAGGGGAAUAGCCAAUAUGAGUGAUCAUCAGAAUAUAGGUUUUUUUAUAUAAAAUGUUCCCAUCAGUCAAGGGGAAAUGUGUGCUAUAACACUGUGUAUCAUGAACAUGGCUUAGAGGCACUAAAGCACAAGAUUCCAUUUAAAGUUAGCUUCAGGAAAACCAGGCAAGUGUCCGCUCCCCACUGCAGGCAGACAUGAAUCCAGACGGUAGGGCUAUGGGUGCCAGCCUUGGGGGACACCACUCCACUGGGUACCACUGCAGCGGAUAUGUUACUGUAAGCCAUACUAAGAAUUCUCUUAAGCAACUGAUGUAACUUAAGUAUUUCUCCGUGAUGAGUGGCCUUGGCAGUGCUUUUGUGCCCACACGUACUGUUUGAGGCCUUUUGUGUGAUUUGCAUUCUGGUCCCCGGAAUGAAUUGGGCCUGCCUAGUUUUUUUUAGGCCUCCUCAUGGUUUUUGUUUGUUUCUGUUUACUGAAGUUCCAUUCGGUGUGAAAUACAUCACAUCUCUCUAACACAACCACACUAUUGAAUGGCUUUCACUUUAUUUUUCUAAUCUACAUUUCAAAGGAUGUAUGUAUAAAGUGAAAAUAAAUUUUGAAAAACUCUA